Messenger RNA from Trichogramma pretiosum, 3154 nucleotides. RefSeq names its product transmembrane 9 superfamily member 4-like. The transcript is spliced from 11 exons. Lineage: Eukaryota; Metazoa; Arthropoda; Insecta; Hymenoptera; Trichogrammatidae. The record is from RefSeq and is a predicted model, not a curated record. Gene Ontology annotation, biological process: protein localization to membrane. Gene Ontology annotation, cellular component: membrane.
CGUGAGUUUCGGAACUCUGACGUCAGGCGCCACCGGUACUUUUCGCCGUAGAGUGCGAGCGUAGAGUUUGCCUCGGACGGACCAACGCUGCGCACGACGCUUGUUGUAGACUGUAGUCGACAAAUUUCAUUUCAGACAGAGUUAGAAUAACAUAUACAUCACGAGGGCAUAGCCACAAAAUCAUAAAAAGUAAAAAUAAAAAGCCUAAAAUGCAACUUUGAUCGCUGUUAUAUCUAUUCAUCUAUUCUACGCGGGGGUAGCUCAUUAUGAUACUCAUUUUACUCAAAAGAAAAUAAAAAGUUUCGAUGAAAAGAGAACAAAUUGUCAGCGUACAAGUUUUAUGACAAAAUGAAUAGAAUAAAAUCGAAGUUUACUGCUGCAGUUCUGGUAUUCCUCCUCAUCUGGGUUAACUUAUGCUAUGCCGUAGGAGACCCUACGGACUUCAGAAAAGGCCAGAAAAUUGAUGUGGAAGUUUCCAAAAUGUUUAGUUUACAUACACAACUAUCUUACGAAUAUUAUUCGUUGCCUUUUUGUUUGCCCAAAAAUGGUACCUUAUCUUAUAAAUCUAAAAAUUUAGGGGAAAUGUUAAGAGGUGACAUAAUUGUUAACACACCUUAUGAAGUUGCAAUGGCACAAAAUAUAUCUUGCAAACUCCUUUGUGAUAAGCCAACAGAACCCAUGACUUGGAAAGAAAGUAAUUCUUCACUUGUCUAUGAACGAAUUCAACAAAAUUCCGUUGUUUAUUUAUUGAUUGAUGAUUUCACAGCAGCAAGUCUAACUAAUGCAAAUAGUAAUAUCUAUAUACAACCUGGUUAUUAUCUAGGUGGUAUCGAUGAGAAAAAUAGAGUGUAUAUAAACAAUUAUUUAAAACUAAAAUUAAGUUACCACAAAUAUGGAGAGAAUAAAUUUAGAGUAGUUGGCUCCAUAGUAGAAGCUUUAUCAGUAGAUUAUAACCAAGUAGGCUAUAAUGGCAGUACUUGUAACAUUCCACCACAAGCUAGUCCACAAUAUGUCAACCCAAACGGUACUAAAAUUCUAUUUUUCUAUUCUGUUGAAUGGCAGGAAGAACCUCGUAUUAGUUGGGCCAAUAGAUAGAAUAUUUAUGUUACGAAGAAUCAUAUAGAAUCGCGUUGGCUUAUUAUAAACCGGUUAACGUUUAUUUCGAUUUCAUUUUCUGGAAUGGUAACUUUUUUGUUGUACAUUCAAAUAAGAAAAGACAUAGAAAGGUGCAAUAAUUAUAAUAGUAUUUCAAAAUUAGAAGAAGCUUUAGAAAUAACCGGAUGGAACUUUGUUUAUGCAGAUGUAUUCAGACCUCCCACUAAAUCUCUGCUUUUUGCUGCUUGUAUUGGUAGUGGUAUUCAAAUAUUUGUUACAAUAUUUAUUCUUGUCUUUUUUUUCAUGCUUGGAAUAUUUCAAUCAGCUAGUAGAGGAGCUAUAGGAACUUGCGCAAUUUAUUGUUAUAGUUUAUCUGGAGUAGUAGCUGGAUACUUUUCAGGUAGAUUAUAUAAGACAAUGCAAGGAGAAAGGUGGAAAAUAGCAGCUUUUCUGACUGCAACUUUAUAUCCUGGCAUAGUACUUGGAACAUAUUUACUCUUAAACUUUUUUUCAUGGAAAAAGCAUAAUUCAGGAGCAGUUCUAUUUUCAACGAUGAUUUCUUUGCUAUGCACUUGGUUUGGUAUUUCCUUACCAUUAGUUUAUGUAGGAUACUUCUUUGGCUAUUGUAAAAACCAUUUUACUUAUCCUGUAACAACUAAGCAAAAGCCAAGUAAAGUUCCUGAUCAAGUAUGGUACUUGAAUCCUUUAGUCCGUAUGGCGGCAAGUGUAUUUCCUUUUUCAAUAGCUUUGAUUGAUUUGUUUGACAUUGUGACUGCAUUAUGGCAAAACUAUUUAUACGUUGUCUCAGAAUUUUCAUUUAUAGUUUUUAUCUACUUGGUAAUAUCUUGUUCAGAAAUUUCUAUAAUUACGGUUUAUUUUCAGUUAUCUAAGGAAGAUUAUAGAUGGUGGUGGAGAUGUUUCAUAUACGGUGGAGCAUCUGCCGUAUACAUAUUGGCAUUUUCAAUAUAUUAUUUCUUCGUAGAAACAAAUAUAACAGAGAUAGCUCCGACUUUGAUGUAUUUCGUUUAUAUGAGCCUGAUGGCUAUCACAUUUUGGCUACUUACUGGAACCAUUAGUUUCUUUGCUGCUUUUAUAUUUAUUAGAAAAAUGUUUGCAACUAUUAAAUUAGCAUAGUUAUCUCAAAUGAUUUUGUUAGCCAGUGCAUCUCUGUUGCCAAAAUAGCAAUGAUAUAUUUCUUUGUUUCGCUGAUAACUACUUUUGAUUUGAUGUGAUUGCAAGUUUGGUUCAGAUUAAUCAUAAUAAUUUCAAGAGCAAAAUUAAUUUUUUAUAGUAAGAAGACUGGUAACUUACUUUUUAACCAUACCUUAGUUUUCACAAGUUGCUAUGUUAUCAAAUAAUAUGGUAAUUAAUAUUUUGUAAUUAAAUGGUUAAUGAAUCAUUAUAUAAUGUAAUCAUUAUAAAUAAUUACAUCUUAUAAAAUCGAUACAAUCGUUAAUUUAUGAUUAAACCAAGAAAAAAAAUCUUCAGACAAUUUAUAAUACAUCUGUACAAAGUUAUAAAUGAAAUUUGAAACUUAUAAUUGUAAGGAAAUUUAAUUCAAUUGCGAUUAUGUCUGUUUGAUUUAAAAGUAGUAACACAUCACGAAAAACUAAAAUUAAAGCAAAACUUAAUACUGCACCUGUUACUAUUUGUAUGCCUUAGCUCAAAAUUUUCAUUAAAUACAAAUCUAAUAGUAAAAUUUUUUGUUGCAAAUGAUUUUAAUCGAGAAGUGUUUAAGAGUCUUGGUUAAAAAGUAUUUUUUUUAGGUGAAAAUUAUACAGGGUGUCACAAAAGUAUAGGGACCUCCUAAAAGCGGCAAAAUAUGCGGAGGAAAAAACAAAAACCCCAUCAAACGUAUUUUUUGACGGAAAAUCCAUUGAUGACCUUGGAUUUGAUCUUGAACAUAAUCUCAAAGCAAUAGCGACCCAAAAAUCGAUUUUCAAAUGAAACCCUCCAUUUUUUAUUUCAGAUUUAAAGGAUCAACUAUUUUUAGAACGCCGAAAUACGGCUAUUUUUAAAUAAUUUUUUUUUGUUUAUAUUAUAAAUAUUGAUAUAGGCC